Messenger RNA from Schizophyllum commune H4-8, 1646 nucleotides. RefSeq lists its product as uncharacterized. Bases 39 to 1493 code for a protein of 484 amino acids. The transcript has 7 exons. Gene Ontology annotation, molecular function: heat shock protein binding; ATP binding. Gene Ontology annotation, biological process: response to heat; protein refolding. The record is from RefSeq and is a predicted model, not a curated record. Gene Ontology annotation, cellular component: cytoplasm. Lineage: Eukaryota; Fungi; Basidiomycota; Agaricomycetes; Agaricales; Schizophyllaceae.
CGCGCACCGCGGCUCGCUCACCGUUUUGGUCAUCCCUCAUGGCUCCGCGCGUUCCGUCCCAGUCGCUUGCCUCAGCACUCUCGUUCACAUACUGCGGCGCAUCCCACUCGCGACAGUGUCGCCGCGCCUUCUCUUUUGUCCGGAAUCAAUGGCUAGAGGCGCCUAGCCGCGGUUCCCUCCGCCAUGCCAGGCGUUAUCCCACGAACCGGCGGUACCUGCACGCUACUUCUCCCUUAGGAGCUCCCAAGGAUCCAUACAAAAUCCUGGGAGUCGACAGCAAAGCGUCCGCCGCGGACAUUAAGAAGGCCUACUUCGCUCUUGCACGAAAGUUUCACCCGGACACCAACAAGGACAAGUCUGCGCAGGAGAAGUUCGUAGAGAUACAGGAAGCGUAUGACACUUUGAAGGAUGAGAAGAAGCGCGCUGCGUACGACCAGUUCGGGUCAGCGUCUCAGCAGCCUGGCUUCGACCCCAAUAUGUUCAGCCAAGGCGGUGGGGGCUUCGGCGGUUUCGGCGGCUUCCACGACUUUGCCCAGGCGUUUGGCGCCCAAGCAGGCGCUCGGGGCGGUGGCUCACUAUUCGAGGAGCUAUUCUCCUCGUUUGGGGGCGCAGGAGCGGGCCGUCGCGCCAACAUGCGGGGCGAGGACCUCACCUCAUCCAUCACCAUUUCCUUCCUCGAGUCAUGCAAAGGGACGCGUCGUAACGUCUCCGUCCAGCCGAUCGUCGAUUGCGCCAGCUGUUCCGGCAGUGGGUUGAAAGCGGGAAUGAAGAAGACGACCUGUUCCGCCUGCUCAGGGACCGGACAGCGGACAUUCGUGAUCGACUCGGGAUUCCAGAUGGCCACCACCUGCAAUGUGUGCAAGGGUGCAGGGAGCACGAUCCCGCGGAAUGGAGAGUGCAACUCCUGCGGUGGCGUCGGGAAAGUGAGGAUCAAGAAGACUGUCGUCGUCGACAUACCUAGAGGCGUCGAGGACGGGAUGACGGUACGGGUUCCCGGGGCUGGCGAUUCACCUAUUUCCGGCAAGGGCCCAACGGGCGACCUCCUCGUGCGCAUCAAGGUGGCACCGUCCAAGGUCUUCACGCGUCAAGGGGUCAACCUGUACCAUGAAGCCAAGGUGCCAAUGCACGUUGCAUUAUUGGGCGGCAAAGUUCGCAUUCCGACGCUCGAAGGCGACGUGGACGUGCGUGUGCCAAGCUGUACCCAGCAGGGCGAGGAGAUGGUGUUGAAGGGCCGUGGGGUGGCGCCCACCUUCACCGGCGAAACCGGCAGCCUAUUCGUCAAAUUCUCAGUCCAACUCCCGAGGUCCCUCACCCAGCGCCAACGGGAACUCAUCCAACUUUACGCUGAUGACAUAGAGGGCCGGACCCGUUCAAGUUCAUCAACGGCAUCUGAUGAUCGGACUACGGACAACGGCCCUAAAGACGCGCAGGAUACGAAGAGUAACGAACCACCCGCGGAUGACGAGGCUGAGAAGAAGCGAGCUACCGGCUGACGGGCGGGUCGUAUCAGCCAUGGAGAGACCGGCGAUCUCAUACUAUCAUAUCGAUAACUUAGGACCAUUGUAAUUACAGCGAAACGUACAGCUAGCCUCAACUCCUUCUGGCUACAAGGCAUGUGUAUCAUUUUGUGUGGGCUUCGCUCAGGC